Molecule: messenger RNA, 10130 nt
Organism: Fopius arisanus
Lineage: Eukaryota; Metazoa; Arthropoda; Insecta; Hymenoptera; Braconidae
Gene: Megf8
Product: multiple EGF like domains 8
Molecular function (GO): calcium ion binding; protein binding
Source: RefSeq, a predicted model, not a curated record
AAUCGUUGAGAAUACAGAGGCAUACAUUCACGUACGUGCAAUCCCCCAUUGUUGUAUUGCACUGGUAUUAUUGGUUAUAUACAGAGCCAAUAUAUCUACCAAUAUCUACAUACCAACCAAGUACACAACAUCAUCGUCGUUUAAACAAUAAAAAACUGGAGUUGGUGGUGUGAAGGUAAAUAGAGUGAUUGACAUGUGGUGUUAAAUAAAUUCACCUGAGAAUGUUGAUGCAGAGAUAAUCAUUGAUCAAUACAUCGUCAAUGUUUACAAGUUGGCCUUGUCACUGAAAGCUGGUGAAUCAGGGAGAAAUUAUCAAUGAAGUUGGAUGAUGAGGAUACGUAGAUUCAACGAGGACUGAGGUUUUAUUAUGCGAUGGGGUGGAUAGAAAUAACGUCUAUAUGGUUCGUCAUGUGGACGUGCCUGAUGUGGGGACUUGAACUUGUACCCCAGGUCACACCAAAACAAGUACCCUGUGAUAAAACGAGGAAAGUAUUUACUGACACCUGGGGAAUGAUCAGUGAUGGACCCAUGGGAUCUAAUUACACUCAGGAUUCUCAUUGUGAAUGGCUGAUCAAAGCAAACAACAGCCAACAAUUCAUAACUCUGAGCUUCAGAACGAUGGGAACAGAAUGCAGCUAUGAUUAUGUAUUUGUUUACGAUGGAGACUCGUUUCGUUCACCACUGCUGGGUAGUUUCAGUGGUAAAACUGAACCGCAACAAGUUACCUCCUCAUCUGGUUACAUGUUGAUAUUAUUGUAUAGUGAUACCAAUUACGUUCUCGAUGGUUUUCAUGCUGAAUUUUCAGUGACUGAUUGCCCCAAUAAUUGCACCAGGCAUGGAAAGUGCAUCAACAAUACGUGCGUUUGUGAGAAUGAUUGGGGUGGAAAAGAUUGCUCAAGGGCUCUCUGUCCAAAUAAUUGCGGUCAGGGUGGUACCUGUGGAAUAAAGAGAUGCCAGUGCAGGAAAGGUUUCUCGGGACAAUCCUGUUCGCUUCAUUCUCUUCAUCCUGAGGGCAAUAAGUGGCACUGGUUAUCGCACUCCGAAGGAGGCAUGACACCUCGAGCAGCUCAUUCAGCCGUUUAUGACAGUGAAACUGAUUCUCUCUAUGUAUUUGGAGGAUAUGAUCUCAAUUAUGUUCUUGGGGACUUGGAAGUUUACAGAUUUAAUACAAGUCAGUGGGAAGAUGAGCAUGGGACAGUAUUAGAAGGUGCAUCUGCUGCUGAAUCUCUAGAUCCAAUGCUGAUCGCCAGUGAGCUAGAGCGAGGUACCGAGGAGAAAUACGGUCUCUCGUCGUCGUCCUUCGUCUGGAAGUUGCUCUACAACAUAAAAGGUAACGGUACGCUGAGUCUUCGUGAUCGGGCAACGAUAGACACCAGCCAACACGGUUGGCGUGAGCUACGAAAUACCCCAGAGCACCGUAAAGCCCAGGAAGCCCGUGAAUCUGAGAAAAAUCGUCGAAGACACUCUCGUCUCAUCAGAUCCCUCCUCAGAGCCCCCAGAGACACCGACGAUCUCCACUUCUUCAUCGAGAAAACCUCAACGCAAUCAGAAUUCGUCCAACAGAUAAUCGACACAAACUCAACCACCGAAACCAUCUUCACUGAAUCCAUCAGCUCCAUCAAUUCCAGCACCAACGAGACACUCAAGCCAAGCCCCAGGUAUGGCCAUGCAGCCUGUAGAUAUGCCGACGGAUUCGUCAUCUACGGGGGCAAAUUGGCGGACGGCUCCCUGUCAAAUGAACUCUGGCAUUACAAUGUAAACACAAAAAUCUGGACUCUUCGUGCCAAAUACUCAGACUAUUAUCCUCCACAUCUCACCAGGCACACCCUGACCCUUGCCGAGGAUCGAGUUUACGUGUUUGGAGGUAGCACAGUUGAUGGAGAAUUUUCCUCAAGUCUCUUCAGCAUUAAACUCGACUUAACGGAUUCAUCUUCAUCCUCUGAAAAAUGGAGGAGAGUCCGCCCCAGAGGAGGGAAGGAGCUGGACGUCAGAGUUGUUGCUCACUGCACAGUCUAUCACAAAGCAACAAAUUCACUUCUUGUCUAUGGAGGAGUUGUUGCCAGUGUUGCAAGAUUCAGCAAACUCUCAGAUCGAAUGUUUGUGUUCCAGCUGGAUCGCAAGGUCUGGUCUGAGAUUCAUUACCCCAGGGAGCAUCUUCCGGACAUCUAUGUACCACGAGAAAGGGCUUUUCACACCUGCAACAUCAUUGGAAAUUAUUUAGUUGUCUUUGGAGGAUAUUCCCAUCGACACAAUAAAGAGGAGAUCUGCUACGACAAUCAAAUGUAUCUUUAUAAUUUAGGGUGUCAUGUAUGGGUGAGUCAUGAGGUCCUUGGAGUAAGUGAUAAAGAUUCUGGAUAUCCCAAGCAGCAGGGGGUAUUUGCUCAUGCUGCUGAUGCCAGAAAUGGAAAUACACUUCUUCUGGUUGGAGGAUACCAUGGAAAUGUCAAUGCUGAUCUUCUUGCUUAUACUCUGCCUCCAAUGCUAGCACCUGGGGAUGGAGAUUACGUAGAGCCUGAGCAGCUCUGUCCAAAGCACAAGAGCUUUACCGAGUGCUCAGCUAAUCCGGAAUGUGGCUGGUGUUCAGCUGAUGAAAUUUGUUAUGGCAGAACAAUUGGAAGUAACUGCACCACCAAUUUGCAGACCUCUAGGUGUCCCGGUGUGUGUCCUGUCCUGGGGGACUGUCACUCGUGUCUACUUCAUGGACAACCUGGUGGAGGAUGGGGUACCAACUCCAAGGGAAAGACCUCCAUCUCGAAUAAACUCAAUCUUGGAACGUGCACUUGGUGUGUGCAGAAUGCUCGAUGUCACCAUAAGAAUGAUAAUUAUGGGGUUUGUGGCUCCAGGGAUGACACCUUGUCGAGAAUUCCUGCGUGGUGGGGAAGCAAGGGAACUGAGAUAACGAGAGUUGAAGAGUGCAGAGAGAUGGAUAAGAGGCCUGGAUUGACAUUUCUCAAGUACAAACCACCUGUUAAUUUUACCCAGCCUGAUUCUGUCACCAUUGUCAAUGCUACGACUAUUGAUUUUAAUGUGCCAUCGAUGCAAGGGGCCAAGACAGAGUCUGCACUUGGGGGUGAGAUGAUAGCAAGACUCACUGGAUUCCUCAGACCACCCCAGGAGUACUGGGUGAGUUCAGCUGAGCAUUUGAAGAUCUGUGUGAGUUACAACAGUGCAACUCUCCGAGUAUCUCGUCAUAAUAGCUCGAGUGAUCUUGAACUCGUAGCUAAUUUAACAGCUGAGACAUCACAGUGCAUCUCAACCAAGUGGCCUGAUGGAAGUUAUAUGAAUCUUGAGCCCGGCAGGUAUCUCCUGGACUUUGAAUCAAAACGAAUGGUAACAGCGAAUUACGCCUAUCCCUCAAAAAUGGAGAUAACUCACAACAGAAGUGGUGAUAAUCCAAAAGUCUUCACCUUCGAGUACCUAGAGCCCUACCAGAACGGUUCCUGCGAGCAGUACAGAAAUUGCCUCCACUGCUUAACAGAUUCAUCCUGUGGCUGGUGUGAUGUCAGCAACAGCUGUCUCUCGAGGGCAUCCAACGAGACCGAGAGCUGUUCAAUAACGAUCGAUUACGACGACGAGGGAAAUCCCAUAAACGAGUGGCACUAUCUCACCAUCAAUCCCUCCUCCUGCGCCAAUUGCUCCAACUACAUCUCCUGCGAGUCUUGCGUAUCCACUAAUCUCUGCGAGUGGUGGACAGAGGAGGCAAGAUGUGCUAGACUGGGAAGACUUCCAAACAGUGUUGUUAGCCUUGAAGAAUGUCCCAUCCCCUGCAGACAAAGAUCGAAUUGCACGCAAUGCCUGGAUGAUCGAGGAAGAUGUGUCUGGUGUGAAGCCACUCAAGAGUGCUUUUCCUUCUCUGUCUACACAUCAGAGUAUCAAUUCGGUCUCUGCCGAGAGUGGAUGGACCAAGCAGGACUGAUGGGUGUCACCUCGCGAUCUGGAUCAUCCCUCACUGGCAAUGACCAGUGCAAAUCGUGCAAUCGUCACUCAAACUGCACAAGUUGUCUUCACUCCCUCAGCUGUGGCUGGUGUUAUUCCCUGGAUAAUCCAAUCACUGGUGUCUGCGUUCAGGGGGAUUUCAACCGAGCCCAUGUUAAUUGCAGUUUAAUAAUAAACGAGAAUCAAAUGGAUCACUUGAAUGAGACAUUAACCGAGGAGCAAGUGGGCUGGGCUUAUGCCCAAUGUCCUGACGUCGACGAGUGCGACCUGGGGCUCCACGAUUGUCAUAAAGACGCCCAGUGCACCAACACCCAUGGUAGCUACAGUUGUCAAUGCAAGAGAGGAUUUCAUGGCGAUGGAAAAGAAAACUGCACAAAAACCUGUUAUGAGAAAUGUGUAAAUGGUAACUGUAGUGAAGCACCUGAUUACAAAUGUGAGUGCAAUCUUGGGUGGACUGGGCCUGACUGCAGGACCAAUUGUGGCUGCUAUAAUCAUUCGACGUGUAUCAACAGCGUUGGUGUCUGUGAUGAGUGCCAGGACUGGACGACAGGUCAGUACUGCGAGGAGUGCAAAGCUGGGAGUUAUGGUAAUGCCACGAGCCCCUUGGGCUGCAGAAAGUGCAAUUGCAAUGAGCACGGUGAUAAGGAUCUUGAUUACUGUGACAGACAGACAGGUAGAUGCUUCUGCAGGGAUAACACCAAGGGUGAGACCUGUGGAAAGUGCAGGAGGGGAUAUUAUGGUGAUCCCAGGGAUGGGGGCAUGUGCUAUUAUGGGUGUAUGUCUAGGGGAAUGCUCAGUGGUGAAGGCAGUGGACAACAGGGACUUGGCAGCAGACAUUCUCAGUUGUCAUUGUGGGAGAGCCAUCUGGGUGGCAGCCCAACCAGGGAAUGUCUCUGGAUUGUCAGCCCCAAGAGCGGAUUCUCAUCUGCUAAUCCACCAACUUCUUCGUUGACUACUCAGAGUGUCAUUCAGUUCAGUAUUCAUGAUGAUAUCAAUGUCAGCUGUCAGGAGAACAGUGUUUAUGUUUAUGAUGGAUUACCUGAUUUCGUGUCCUCAACGAGCAGUCAUCAGAGUCAAUUGCUUGGAGUCUAUUGCACUGAGAGCACUGAUUAUCCAGUUACAGUUGAAGCAAAGUCUGGAAUUUUAACUGUUCAUUAUAAACAGCUGGAUGAGGUUGAGGGAUUCAAUGCUAGUUACGUUGCUAUGACAUGUGGUGACAAUUGCCCUUCCAAUCGAGAGUGUCGAGGGGGUAAUUGUCUCUGCAGAAUUGGCUUUGUCGGGAUAAACUGUGACAUUGAACUCUGUCCAAAUAACUGUACGUCCACCAAGAAACAGGGAGUCUGUGACAAGAGUUAUGGACACUGUGUGUGCUCACCAGGAUUUGGAGGUCGUGACUGUGCGAUUAAAAUCAAGGAUCACCAGCUGGUAUUCACAGAACUCUUCAACUCUGAGUAUCUCGCUGAUCAUCUGGAUCACUUACGUAAAACACUUCCUCGUUUUGGUCACAGUUUAGUUGCAGACAGGAGAGGAAGUCUCUGGAUGUUUGGAGGAUAUUCCCUGAGUCAUGGGCCCCUCAACGACAUCCGAUUAUUUGAUACUAAAAAUAAUACCUGGAUGCCAGUGACUGUAGAGUCAACUUCUGAGGCUUCAAUGCCCCAGGGUAGAUACUUCCAUGCAGCUGAGAUCGUACACAGCCGUCAGCAGAUCUUCAUCUAUGGGGGACUGACGAUGAAGGAAGAGGGUAUUCAGGGACUGUCCAACAAUACCUUGAGUGACUUCUGGAAAUUUUCCCUUCAGAAUCAGAGGUGGAGUUUAGUGAAACAAGAUACAAUCCUGAAGGAUGAGCCUCCACCCCUGGCAGGGCACACCCUGACCCUCAGAAGAAAUGGUGAAUCAGAGAGUUUGAUAUUAAUCGGAGGAUUUAGCCCCAAGUACGGAUACCUGGAUAAAGUCUGGGAGUUCAAUCUGGAGACUGAGAUAUGGGAGAGUGUGAAGACCCUGGGGAAUGGUCCCCUCGGUGUUUACGGACACACUACAGUCUAUCACACAAAAUCAGACAGUCUUUAUGUAUUCGGUGGCUACACGUAUGCUGUCAAUCGUACGUUCAUCUCGAAUAAACUGUACGCCUUGAAUUACAAAUCGAGAAUGUGGUCGAUUCUUCCGCCCUUUGAUGAUGACUCAAACGAUGGAAGUUCUCUACCACAGGCGAGAUUUCUACACUCAGCAGUGACAACUGACGAGUACAUGGUGAUUUUUGGUGGUCGACAGAAUCCCCACAACACCAGUGACACCUUGAUUGCGUACAAGUACGCGUGCAAUCUCUGGAUUAGACUGAUAACCAAGGACACGGAAAUCAUUGGAACACCUCCACCACCUGCUUACGCACACGCAAUGACUCAUGCAGAUCCAGAAUUAAAUCUUCUGUACGUCGUUGGUGGAUUUGACGGGGGGAUAAAGAGCCACGUCACCCAGAUCAGCAUUCCUGAGGAUCUCUGCAGUCUCUGGACUGAUAAGAACACUUGCAGAAAGUACUUCGGCUGCUCAUUCUGCGCUGUAACUAUGAUUGAUGGAAAGAACGCGUCUUACUGCUUCUCAAAUCAAUUAUUUGGGAAUCAAGAUGAUAAGUGUGACAUCAAUGUCACUCAGGCUCAAAGAUCCAACGGGAUAUUCUGCAAUUCCGAGUGGAUGGCGAACAGAAAGUGUCAGUCAUUGAAGAGCUGUUCAGAGUGUCUUGCACAGUGGCCAUACUACAAGGAUGAGGAUCAAGUGUGCAAGUGGUGUAUGAAUUGCCCAGUGGGUAAGUGCAUACCAGUGACGAAGGACUGCAAUGAAUCGAAUAAAUGUAACAGUCUUCCAACAUCUGUGACAAACGUGGGACAGUGUGGGGAGAGCCAGUGUCCAGCUAGUGACUGUGAUAAAUGUAAUAAUUUGGGUGAUGACUGCGUUUGGACGAGACAGAUAUUGAAAACUCCAGGUUCAGGAUGGAAGCAGACAGCUGAGCCUAUCUUCGACUGGAAUUGUGUUUCCAAGAGUCUCGUUGAGAGAUCUAACAUCAAAAUGACGAGUGGUGAAUGUGAGAAACGAUGCAGUGAUCAUAAAGACUGCAGGAGUUGUUUGAAAGGUACGGGAUCAGAGGGUGGUUGGCACGAGUGUCGAUGGUCCACUCAAAUGAACGAGUGCAUUUCACCCUCGUAUCAGCCCCUGUACUGCGCUGGAGGUGUCUGUGGACUUGUCCUCAAAAACACUGACGUUGAACACUGCCCUGAGCCCUGUUCCGUCUUCAAACAAUGCAGCACAUGUCUGAAGCACUCGCACUGCGGCUGGUGCUCUCUGGAUUCAGCGAAUAUCACUGGUCAAGGAAUAUGCACAGAGGGAUCUCUAGAGGCACCAACUGAUCAUCCAGCUGGUGGAACUUGUCAAAUGAUCUACAAUCAGAUGAAACCACCGACUCCACCUCCAGCCACAACAUCACUUCCUCUUAUCUCGAAUGAUACAGAUUCACACGAAUCAUCUUCAACGAAUGACAGCGCGAUUUAUGUAAUCAGAAAACCUGAAGUCUUCUCCUGGCAUUACGUUAGGUGUCCACCAGAGGACGAAUGCAUAAACGGUCAUCACACGUGCUCUCCAAAGAGCGAAAAGUGCUUUGACCUUGAGGAGGGAUUCGAGUGCAUGUGCGGUGAUGGAUACAAGAACGAGACUGCCCUAGCAUUCAAUGAUUUUGGGAGAAAGACUUGUGUGCCAAUGUGCACUCAGGGAUGUGUCAGGGGUACAUGUGUAGAACCCAAUGUUUGUCGAUGUGAUUUCGGUUACGUUGGUGCCAAUUGUUCUAUUCAGUGUCAGUGCAACGGACACAGCAAUUGCGCUGGUCCUGACAAACUCGAUGAAUGUCUGGAGUGUCACAACAACACAAUGGGCCCACAGUGCGACAAAUGUCAACCACUCUACGUAGGUAAUCCCGCUGACAACGGACAGUGUGUUCCCUGUCUUGAUUACUGCAAUGGACACACCAGAAUCUGCAUAAACGAGAGCAUGACUGUGUCUGAUCCAAACUCUGUGGAUCGAAUGUCAAUUGAAUUGUUGACUAAACAACUCGUGGAAGGACCAGUGUCCAAAGCCAAAUGCGUUAACUGUGGUAAUAACACGAGGGGUGAUAAAUGCGGUGAGUGUGUGCCAGGAUAUUUUCGAGGUACUGAAGAUCUUAGAGAUGUCUGUCGUCAGUGUGAAUGUCAUGGGCAUGGUUUCACGUGUGAUCCAGUCACUGGGGAGAAAUGCAAUUGUGGUAAUAACACUGAGAGCGAGCCCUCCUGCACCCCGGGUCCAAGCAAAGGUACCAAUGUCCAGGGGACACCCUGUUGGAAAGCCCAGUGCAGCAAGUGCAGAGAGAAUUAUGCUGGUACACCCACUGGUGGACACCAGUGCUACAAAACUGUUACUGUUGACAACAAGAUGUGUUUUGACUCGAAGCUCAUUGACGAGUGCAAGAUGAAACCCAAACCCCUCAAUCCAGGACAGACUGUCUUCUACAUGGUUCAGCCUCGAUUCAUGAAUGUUGAUAUUAGAGUGAUGGUGGAUGUGACUCAAGGAGCUCUCGAUCUCUUCCUGUCACCCAGGGAUGACUCAUUCGUUGUUAAUUUGAAUUCGUCGACUGGCUAUCAGGAGGUGGGACUCGAUGAGAGAUUCAAGUGGAGAAAGGAUCAUUAUGAUAAUUGGUUUGAUGAUCAUCUGCUGCAUCGAGUGAGGAUUGUUGAGUUUCUUCCUAAUGAGAGCAUUCCUGAGAUGAAAUGGAACACUGGACCACAGUAUGUCGUGAUGGAGAGAUAUGCUGAGGGAUUGGCAACAUUUAUCACGAUCGAGCAGAAGGACACUUUUCUCGUUGUGAGGAAUCUCACCAACAGAUUGGUACUGACUCUGCCGCAGGACAGACACGAAUUGGGGCAGACCAAGUUCCAUAUUGCACUGAGGGCCAUUGACACUCCAUACCCUGAGAUUAAUGGACGCGCUGCCUAUGGGAUGAUCUUCUUCAGGCAGGAUCAACUCCAUAUUGAUUUGUUUGUCUUCUUCUCGGUGUUCUUCUCCUGUUUCUUUCUGUUUCUCGCUGCCUGCGUUGUUGCCUGGAAGACUAAACAAGCUGCUGAUGUCAGGAGGGCCAGGAGGAGGCACGUCGUGGAGAUGCUUCAUAUGGCUAAGAGACCUUUUGCAUCGGCUACUAUUCUUUAUGAUCGAGAUGGCAAUGAGUUCAGCACUAAUUCUCCGCAGAGGAAGGGACGGAGGAAUAAACUCGUUAAUUUUCAUAGUGAUGUCAGACCUGUAGCUGUUGAACCCACUGAUGAUGGAAUCGCUGCUGUUGCUACUGUUUUUAUUAGGCUUCCUGGGGGACCCCAUGCUCCUGUUAAAUUGGCACUCGCUAGCUCGUUGAUUCUCUUGACGAGGGUCUAUCCUGUUAAUAGUCGCGUCUUCUUGAGGCGAAGGAAUAGUCAUGCUGUUAAUUAAUUUGGAAAAGUCUUUUGAGAUCUAGUGAGGUGAGAUUUUUUUUCUUUUUGAUACUUUUGGCUGAAAAUUCUGAGAAUAAAUUUAUUUUGAAAUACUAUAUUCUUUCUUGGGGGAAGUACGAUCGGAAUAUACCUUUUUUUGAAACUGCUUUCAGGUCGAUUGAAUUUAUUUUCGGGGAUUGUAAUUAGAUUUUAAUUGUAACAAUCAUGUGGCUCGAGGAAACUCAAUGAUUAUUCGAUUUUUAUAUUUUCCCAUUUUCCUGGGACAUGAAUUUCUUUAAGUUUUUUUAUCUUUAAUAAUUAUUGAGUUUCAUGAAGUCAUAAUUGUUUUAAUUGAUAUCUAAUCGGGAUGUCCUGAAAAUUUUCUGAGGAAUAUACAAUUCAAAGACUAAGACAAAGUAUUAAACAAAUUAUUAUUAUUAUUUCCUCUAAGUGAAUGGAUAUUUGUAAAUGGAUAUAUUUUUUUUUCUCUGCAGAUUUCCUGGUGGGGCAGGGAACAUUUUUUAAUUUAAUUAACUGAAAUAUAUGUAUUUUUGAUAAAAACAUUGAUUAAUUAGUAAUUAAUGAUCACCAAUUUUCUAGAUUUUCGACGAACAAGAUAAUAAGACAAAAUUUUAUUUCAAUUGAUUAAUUCUCUCUAGUGAAAAUUAUGAAUUUUUCAUUUAAGGUGGUUGUCGCGCGACAGUCUCUGUAAAAAGUUUAUCC